Molecule: messenger RNA, 2521 nt
Organism: Hibiscus syriacus
Lineage: Eukaryota; Viridiplantae; Streptophyta; Magnoliopsida; Malvales; Malvaceae
Product: histone-lysine N-methyltransferase, H3 lysine-9 specific SUVH1-like
Exons: 2
Coding region: 265-2259 (664 amino acids)
Cellular component (GO): nucleus
Molecular function (GO): zinc ion binding; protein binding; histone methyltransferase activity
Source: RefSeq, a predicted model, not a curated record
CUUAAAUCUGGCGAUAGAACUGCGGAAAAACAAAAAAGACCCUCUUCGAACUCGAAUAACUUUUACAAAAACUUCACAGCUUCGUUUCGACAGGCCAUUGUUUUGGGCAUAAACAAGUAAGGAUGGAGAAAAAUGAAGUGGGUAUUUCCUGGUUUUGAAGGAACGAGUCUGAAUUUUGUGUAAUUUGGUUCACAGGAGUGGAUAUCACUGGGUUUUGUGCAAAGGGAAAAUUUUGGUUGAAAAAGGCUUCAAAUUUUGUUUGUAAUGGAAGAAGGGACGGGUAUAAACACUGUUCUACCGAACUUAGGCGAUAAAUCUAGGGUUUUGGAUGUAAAACCGAUACGUUUUUUGGUUCCCCAGUUUCCGGAUGCAUCUAACGGUCCCCCUUUCUUUUGUGCACCUCCUAAUGGCCCUUUUCCGUCUGGGUUUUCACCCUUUCCCCCCUUUAGCGGACCACAAGGAUCCCAGUCGACACCUGGUCUUAACCGACACGAGUUCUGUUCAACUGCUGUGCCAAUUCGGUCAUUUAGAGCGGAACCGAUAGAUUCUAACUGCCAAAAUGUGCAUAAAGAGAAGCCAUCUGGGUCGAGUUCUAUUAAAAAGAAAGCGAAGAAGAGGAAAGUUUUUGAGUUUGCGUUCACUGCUCCUACUGAUUUCAAUCCCGGAAUUAGUUUAUCUGAGCGUGAUAACGGUAACAGGGAAUUGGUUGAAAAUGUGCUUUCGAGGUUUGAUGCGCUUAGGAGAAAGCUUAGCCAAAUGGAGGAUGCGUCUCAAUCGCAUUCUGGGAUUAUUAAGCACUCGGUCUUAAAAGCUAGCAACAUAAUGAUGAGCAAUGGGGUGCGGACUAAUGCGGUAAAGAGAAUUGGGGUCGUUCCUGGUGUUGAAAUUGGGGACAUUUUCUUCUUCCGGUUGGAGUUGUGUUUAGUGGGGUUGCAUGCUCAGACCAUGGCUGGGAUUGACCCCAUGCCUAUGAAGGGUGAUUUAGAGGGGGAGCGAGUGGCUGUGAGCAUCGUUUCAGCUGGAGGGUAUGAUGAUGAUGUCAAAGAUCCUGAUGUUUUGGUAUACACCGGUCAUGGUGGGAAUGCCAGUGGUGAUAAAGGAGCAUCCGAUCAGAAGCUUGUGAGGGGCAAUCUUGCUUUGGAAAGGAGCUUGCACCGAGCCAAUGAAGUAAGAGUCAUUCGAGGUUUUCAGGAUUCUGCCCACCAAGCAUCUAAGGUCUAUGUAUACGAUGGGAUUUACAAAGUCCAAGAGUCGUGGAUGGAGAAGGGGAAAACGGGCUGUAAUAUGUUCAAGUAUAAACUGGUAAGGAUCCCUGGGCAAAGAGGUGCUUUUGCAACUUGGAAAAUGAUUCAGAAAUGGAAGGAAUGUCUGUCUCCAAGGGAUGGACUUAUUCUUCCUGACCUCACUUCCGGUACGGAAAGCACACCUGUUUCACUCGUGAACGAGGUUGACGAUGAAAAGGGGCCCGCCCAUUUCACGUAUUUAUCUACUAUCAAAUAUCCAAAAUCAUUCAAAUUAUUGCAACCUUCUUUCUGCUGCAGUUGUUGUGAUGUGUGCCAACCAGGAAAUUCAAUCUGCACCUGCUUUAAGAAAAAUGGAGGUUAUUUACCUUACACUUCCUACGGGAAUCUAGUGUGUCGAAAACCCUUGAUAUAUGAAUGUGGUUCCUCAUGCCCGUGCCUUCAGAACUGCAAAAAUAGAGUUACACAGACUGGUUUUAAGGUUCACUUCGAAGUUUUUAAGACAAGAGAUAGGGGUUGGGGUCUGCGAUCAUGGGACCCUAUUCGUGCCGGUUCUUUUAUUUGUGAAUAUGCAGGUGAAGUUGUUGACAACACUGAUGCAAAGCCGGAUGGGGGAGAUGUCGAAAGCAACGAGUAUGCUUUUCAUACAAAUAGAGUCUAUGAACCCUUCAAGUGGAAUUAUGAAGCCGAGAUAGUAGGAGAGGGAAGUUCCAACACUUCCGAAGAUUAUGAUAUUCCAUCUCCCCUAGUCAUAAGUUCGAAGAACAGUGGAAAUGUAGCUCGGUUCAUGAAUCACAGUUGCUCACCAAAUGUUUUCUGGCAGCCAGUCAUGUAUGAAUAUAACAAUGAAGUUCUCCUCCAUAUUGCUUUCUUUGCUAAGAGGCACAUCCCUCCAAUGACAGAGCUGACAUACGAUUACGGCAUUCCGUUCUCCGAUGAGAAGGAAAGUAACAACGUGGACUAUGGAAAGAAGAAAUGCUUAUGUGGAUCGGCGAAAUGCCGAGGUUAUUUUUAUUGAAGACAAGCGAAACUUUUGGCGUCUUGAAAGGAGUCUUGGACCUCUAUCAUCUUUUUGUCGAAUCAAGUAACUCUUAUGUAUUUCCAUUUUUGUGUUCGCAGGCUGUUCUAGGGUUAAUCUUAUGCCAUUUCAAGCGGAAUUGACAAGUUAUAGAAAGUUAGAAACCAUAUAUGGGAUGUCUUUCCGUAGGUCAGCAGGAGUUACUUGAGAAAUGCAGAAUGCUUGGUGUUUCACUUAAUUUUGUCUUAAAAUCACUUUUUAG